This is a messenger RNA of Anas platyrhynchos (mallard), 2844 nucleotides long. RefSeq names its product target of myb1 like 1 membrane trafficking protein (gene TOM1L1). Gene Ontology annotation, cellular component: membrane; endosome. Lineage: Eukaryota; Metazoa; Chordata; Aves; Anseriformes; Anatidae. Gene Ontology annotation, molecular function: ubiquitin binding; phosphatidylinositol binding; clathrin binding. The record is from RefSeq and is a predicted model, not a curated record. Gene Ontology annotation, biological process: signal transduction.
CGGCCGCCCGGCGCCGAGCUCACGUUUGUUUGCCCAGGCGGGGCGGGGAGCCCCUGCCCUGGGGGCGGUGCUGCCCUGUCCUACCCGGCCCGGCCCGGCCCGCUCCCGGCUUCUCACUGCUGGUACCUGCGGGCGGCUCCGCCCCGGCCCCACAAGGGAGCGCCCGGCGGGGGCAGGAGGCGAGCGGCCGGGGACGGGACGGGACGGGACGGGACGGGGCUGCCGCCACCCCGCGCAGCCAGCCGGCAGCGGCCAUGGCCUUCGGGAAGGCUCCGAAGGAUCCUUUCGGCACCGCCGUGGGCAGCCUGAUCGAGCGGGCGACGUUCGGAGCGCUGCAGACGGAGGAGUGGGGGCAGUUCCUGCACAUCUGCGAUGUGAUCAACGCCACGGAGGAGGGACCUAAAGAUGCAGUUAAAGCGUUAAAGAAAAAGCUCUCCAAAAACUGUAACCAUAAGGAGAUCAGGCUUACCCUGUCUCUGCUUGACAUGUGUGUGCAGAACUGUGGUCCUAGAUUCCAGUCUUUAGUUGUGAAGAAAGACUUCUGUAAGGACAAGCUGGUGAAACUACUGAAUCCAAGAUACAACCUGCCAAUUGACAUGCAGGAGAGAAUCUUGACCUUCAUCAUGACGUGGGCUCGAGGGUUCCAAGGAAUGGUGGAUGUGACCGAAGUAAAAGAAGUUUAUAUAGAAUUGCUGAAGAAAGGAGUGGAGUUUCCAUCUGCUGACACCAGCACAGGGGGACCUAAGUCUUCAUCUCAGCAUCCUACAAAGUCAUCACCAUCUUCUGCUAAUCCCACCAAACGGACCUUAUUGCCUCUUCCCACGGGCCCAACGUUACUGUUGACUGCUGAGCAGAUUGGGAAACUGUACAGUGAACUGGAUAUGGCAAAAAUGAAUGUGAGAGUCAUGUCAUCAAUAUUAAAAGAAAAUGUUCCUGGCUCUGAAAAUCCGGAUGAUAUGAAUCUUUUACAGAAACUGUAUAAGACCUGUCGGGUGAUGCAGGAGAGAAUCAUGGAAUUGUUGGUUACAGUGGAAAAUGAAGAUGUGAUAGUUGAGUUAAUACAAGUAAAUGAAGAUCUGAAUAAUGUUCUUCUGGGACACGAAAGGUUCUCUCGAAACAGAGUUCGUUUCUUGGAGAAUCAGAGAAUACAGCGUGAACGUGAAGAGCUGUACAGGAAACAGCCAUCUGCUCCCUCAAGUGAUCUACUUGACCUCUCUACAGAUCUUCCACGUCCAGUGUCAACAGUGCUGGGAACUGACUCUGCAGCCUCUCAGUCUUCAGGCCUUAAUUGCAUAUCUGCACACCCUGAAGAUGCAAGAAAGCACCAUCCGUCAAUUUAUCCACAGCUAGAUUUAGCAACUACUACAAAAGCUCAGCAAUUCCCAUUUACAACUGAAGCACAAAACAAUAGUGGAAUCACCCCAGCUGGACAUAUAUACAGCAAUCUGGCAACUCUUUUAAGCCCAGUGCCUCUGAAUCCAGUAAAUCUGCAGACUGGACAUACUACAUCAUUAAAUGGAUCGUCACCAGCAGCCACAUCAAAAAACAAGUCACAGUCACCUCAUUACUACGAGAUAAUGGAAUUUGAUCCUUUGGCUCCCACAGAAGCUAUUUAUGAAGAAAUUGAUGUCACUGUGCUGAAGCCAGAAGUUAAAAAGGAUACAGAAUGCUGAAGAGGGAGGUGAAGUCUUUUACUGAGCACACAAGUUCACAAGUUACUCUCUGAUGCUGGUCCUGGGCACUGCUUCCUAUCAUAAAAUUGUAUAAUAUCCUGAGUUGGAAGGGACCUACAAGGAACCUUUAUUUUUUUUUUUGUUUUAUUUUUACACACUGAACAAUAGGUAUUGGAACAGUAAGUUAUGUGAAAGAGUUACUUGGAUCUACACCUUGAGAAUUUGUCUUAAAUGUUUGUGUAUUCUUCAAGGUAACUUACAUUAUUUAUAUUUUUAUUUCUCUAAGUUUUGGAGCCUCUAUAAUACAUUUUUUAAAGUCAUUUGCAUAUGAAGUAACUAACACUUGACAUCUGGUAAAAGUAAACUACAUGGACUCACAGCUGUAGAAAAAAGCUUUUCUUCUGAGUUAGCUGUUCCUUUGGACUGCUCAUCCCUCCAUAUGGAAGAAACAGAACGUCAUAUUUAAAGACACUGCAUAAUCCAAUUUCUAUUUUGACCUAUGUUAAUCUCCCUAGAAAUUUAUAAAGGUUUUUUGAUAUGUAGGGCUGUUCGAAAAUUGGGCCUCUUGAUAGAUAUCUCAAGUACAGUGGUUACUUUCUUAUAUUCAUAUUCUGAAUACAGGUUUUGUUUUCUUUGUAAAACCCUGAUAAAUAAUAGGAUUUUUGUUUAAAUAAGAACCUGUGCUGGGAUGUAAGGUGCUGUCAUCCAUGAUUAACAGAACAGAAACAAAGCUGCUUGUUGCUAUGUUGUUGUUACUUUUAUUUACUUGGUAAAUAUUGGAAGGGGAUCAGUCAUUUCUUCCAACAUUCCUGCCCUGCAGAGAUUAUUUUCUGGUGAAGGAAAAAUAAUCAUCUACAAUGCAGAUGAGCAUUAGUUAUCCAUUUAUUUUAAUCAAAUUGUUUAAACCUGUUAAUGAGUUUUAUCUUUCAAUAAAUGAAGUGCCUUGUCUAUUUUAAUGCUGAAUGUUAAAUCUGCACUUUAAUAGAUAGAGUUCUCUUAACUUAUAAUUGAUACGAAUCUUGAGAACUUGGUUCAUGUUCACAGCUGAUAAGCUAACUGGCUGCUUUUAAGUACUAGUUUUAAAUGUUCAUUGUUAAGUGGUAACAAGUUCUCAGUCUUGUGCGAUUUUCAUAGUGUACAAUUCCCAAUAAAAGCAAAUGUUUACUGAGUA